Sclerotinia borealis F-4128 is the source of this 834-nucleotide messenger RNA. NCBI's taxonomy places the organism in Eukaryota, Fungi, Ascomycota, Leotiomycetes, Helotiales, Sclerotiniaceae. The record is from the annotation of a GenBank genome assembly.
AUGUUCACAAUAUGUGAUCCAGCUGCUGCUUCCCAAGGUUGUGACCUUGCGGUUCUUCCUGAAUACCACCUCACUUCAUGGGUUCCGGAUGCACCUGAAUUCCUUUCACUGUGUCACCACGAUGUUACAAACAAAUACCUCUCCGGAUAUCAAUCUCUUGCCGCCGAACUCAAAAUAUCUAUCGUUCCAGGAACUAUCUGUACUGUCCACCCCGAGUCGUCAUUACUCCACAAUACGGCUCACUUCAUUUCUCCGGAAGGGAAAAUCCUUUCUUCCUACACCAAAAAGAAUCUCUGGCAUCCCGAGCGCCCACACCUAACGUCAUCAACUCAUGACCCACACACUAGUUUUGAAACUUCUUUUGGUAAAGUGGGCAUGCUUAUAUGCUGGGACGCCGCAUUCCCCGAAGCGUUCCGCGAGCUCGUCUCUCAAGGCGCAAAACUCAUCAUCAUUCCCACAUUCUGGACUCUUAGCGACUGUACACCCGCCGGAUUGUCACGUAAUCCGCUUUCCGAAGAAUUGUUUGUUCAAUCUACGUUAGUAUCCAGAGCAUUUGAGAAUACGUGCGGAAUUGUAUUCUGCAAUGCUGGAGCACCGAAAGGAAAGGGCAAGGAAGAUUCUGGAUUUUUGGGCAUCAGUCAAGUUACAGUGCCGUUUCAAGGAGCUCUGGGUAAGAUGGGGCGAGAGGAGGGAAUGAACGUUGUAGAGGUGGAUAUGCAGAUAUUGGAGGAUGCGGAAGCAGCGUAUAAGGUGCGCAUGGACAUGGGAGGGGAGGACUGGCAUUACGCGCAUACGUUGAAGAGAGAGAAUAGUAACGACGAAAGCAAGUUGUGA